ACAGCACAAAGCUCGUGUUCUCUUACGUACACCAGAAAUUUAAAUUUUUAACGUGGUCAACCGUUGCCGAAAUCACAACGUCUACUCUUUCGCACCGGCGAUUCACAUGAAAAGAGAAAGCUGACAUGAAGCCAUGGAGAAUACCUCGAAUAAGAGCAAACGAAGCCCAGAGGAGUUUUUUACGAGGUUUUUCGAAGCCGAAGAUUGCGCGCAAAUAUUACAUUCAUUUAAACGUUUAGUGAAUCUACUAGGGAUCAAAUCCGAAAACUCGAGAGAAUUUUACCAAAGUUUAAAAGGUAAACUCCAAACAUGGAAGUGCAAAAGUUUAUGGGAACUCUUGGAUAACCGUGCAAACCACAAGGACUACGAUAGGGGGACAACAUGCGAGCAUUUACAAGUUCUUGUGAUCGGUGCGGGUCCCAUAGGGCUUCGGACUGCGAUAGAAAUGGCUUUGCUCGGAGCACAAGUGGUUGUUGUUGAAAAGAGAACAAGUUUUGCAAGGAAUAAUGUUCUUCAUUUGUGGCCAUUUCUCAUUGAUGAUUUUCGGUCUCUUGGAGCGAAGAGAUUUUACGGAAAGUUUUGCUCCGGGGCUAUCAACCACAUAAGUAUUCGUCGCUUGCAGUCCAUUCUUCUCAAGACCGCGCUCAUCUUCGGCGUCAAGGUGUUCACCGGCGUCACCUUCAAUGAAGUCGUGGAACCAGCCAGUGAGGAUGAAGGAUGGAAGUGUCACGUGACACCGGAAAAUCAUCCAAUCAAUGAGUACGAGAUCGAUGUUGUGAUUGGUGCAGACGGCAAGAAGAAUGUUCUGCCGGGAUUCGCCCAGAUCGAGAUGAGAGGUUCUCUCGCCAUCGGGAUCACCGUCAACUUCGUCAACCACUAUACUGAGCCCGAGGUUAACGUAGAAGAGAUCAGCGGCAUCGCGUACCAGUUCAACCCCGCGUUUUUCGACAAGCUGUACCAGCAGAAAGGAAUCAAGCUCGAGAAUAUCGUGUAUUACAAGGAUGAGACGCAUUACUUUGUCAUGACAUCCGCUAAGGCGAGUCUGCUUGAGAGGGGUGUUCUGAAAAAGGAUUACGUCAAAGACUCGGCGCAGCUGCUUGCUGAUGGUAACGUGAACCAGGACGAGCUAAUGCGAUACGUGAUCGACACCGUGCACUAUGCCACGAGGGGACAGCUGGACACCUUCGAGUUCAAGAUCACGGACAGGGGUCAACCGGAUGUUGCAGUGUUCGAUUUCACGUCAAUCAAGAAGGCCGAAAACAGCGCGCGCAUACGAGAGAGGAAGGGAAGCAAGCUGCUGAUAGGGCUCGUGGGCGACAGCUUACUCGAGCCGUUUUGGCCGACUGGUUCUGGUUGCGCCCGCGGUGUUCUGAGUGCCCUGGACGCGGCAUGGAUGGUGCGCUCAUUCGCCCAGGACAAACCCCCUCUGCAAAUCCUCAGUGAGCGGGAAAACAUCUACCGUCUGUUGAGCGGGACUAGUAACGAGAAUUUACACAAGAACCAUGCAGCCUACUCCAUUAACCCCUGCACGCGAUACAAGACCGUCCCGCAUCGCAAGCUUGAUGAGGUAUACCAUCUGUACGAUACGGAUGACCCCGUCAACGCUGACUACAGUCUAGGCAGUCCGCUUAGUUACCUCGGGGGAUCCAAGAAGCGGACUAUCAGCACCGGAGCAAAGCCUACUAUGGGGAAGAAUAAGAAUCGCUUGAAAGUUGGAGCACAACUAAGCGUGGAGAAAUACAGUGCCAAUCCAUCUCCUUGCUCAAGCAUAGAAGACGUUUCCUCGCCGAGAAUGACGGGAAGAAAGACACCUUUGAAUGACUUCACAUCCGGCGGGGAAGAUGCCUCGGAAUAUUCAGGAAAACGUUGUAAAAAGAAGGGAAAAAAGGUUAAAAAGGCAGAUGCUUCGGUCUCAAGUCCAGAGGAGGUGUCGGGAGGAAAGACGAGCGGUAAAAAGGGAAAGAAAUCGGGUAAAAAGUCGAAAGUGUUCCGCGUGAUUUCGAGUCCAGUUCCUGACCAAGUUGUGCCAGUGGAGGAAAAACAUUCUCGUAAAAGAAGUUUUUUCGGGUUUGGGCGAAGCAGGAAAGCGAAACUAAGUCGCGCGACCAAUGUUGAAGCUAUAGCUUCUCUCGAAAAUGUCGAGGAAAAUGUUAAACCAACGCAAGGAGCCCUUGUGGAAGGCUCAAGUAGGAAAGCAAGUAUCACAGAGAGGAAAGGUAGUGUUGAAGGCAGGCCUUUCCAGAGGGGAGAUCCCAAUCGUAGAUCAGCUCGGGAAAUCAUCGCAGAGAUGGAAGCGCGCACAGCGAAAAAUAGCGAGGUAGCCCAACUACCCAAGGACCGUAAACGCCCUAUGCGUAGAUCAGUGACAACUGGGAAUUUGAAGGGCUCGCUGGAGGCUUUUAAUCAGGAGAGGGAAGCAAAAGGGGUCUUGAAGAGAGCGACGAGUGAUGUGGACAUCAGAACGCCACCACCCAAGCAAGGCAAGCAAGUGAACGUCUGGGACGAUAUCAAGAGCCUUUCUCCUAAGCGGUCCGAGAGCGCGGUACCAGUGCUCUCUCAGAUGAGUCCAGGCAGAAAUGACGACGGGACGUCACAUAGAGACGUGUCCUCCGGGGUGCGCAUGGCAGCGAUGCUAGCUAUGGCCACGCCGCUGUUAAUGGAUGAUUGCAGGCUCAAUGGAGACAGAGGACUGUCGAAACUGUCCACCGGUGCUCGCGGACUCGUGCGGAACGCCGUCAACAAGUUCAACAGCCUAAACACGCCAAAGCCAAAAAACAGGGAUCCCGUCCAUCCUCGCACGCUCGAUAUGGGAGAAUUGGCCAUUGAUCAGACCGAUGACAAAAAGGAUAGCAAUAUGCUUGAAACCCAAAAUCCACAGAGUGCUGACCAAUACAAAGAUUUUAGUGGAAAGGACCAAGUAAAGACUCUUAGGAAACCACCUUCUCCCGUAAUUGACUGGGGACCAACUGCGAUUGCCCACGUAGAGGGGAAAACCCCGCCGAAAUUGUGUGAUGUAGCCAAUAAGCAUCGCGCUAAGAUGACAAGACAGGUGUCUCUAGAAAUGUGUGAAAAGAUGCUGGCAUUGAGUCGGGGAUUUUCCUACCUUGACGAGGAAAGCACAGAUAGCCCAGAUCCUAAAUCCCUCAACCCAAAGAUCUACCAAAAGACUUUUAUAUCGGCUCUGGAGGACAAUAAAGAAAACAACUCGAAGGCCACGGAAUCCAACAGAGAUGAAACGAGCAUCGUACAAAAAACGCCGAAGAAAGGUCGGGCAGCUCCGAGCUUCAGUUCACCAGAGAUUUAUAGGAUGGAGAAACUGCUGGAAAGCCUUACCGAAACCCUGGCCAAGGACCGUGCGCGCGCAUCCCUCAGGUUCCUGGUUGAUGUAUUUAGACUUAUCCACAAAAAUCCCAAAGACGAUAAGUUUCGUCGUAUUUACAAGAGUCGCGUCAAGUUUAAGAAGUUCGUGUGGACUGUAAGGAACGCCAAGCUGUUCAUGACCGCGAGUGGAUGGGUGGAGGUUGGGAGCUUUCUCGUUUUUCCCCUGACCAAAAGUACCGAGGAGCCGAUUAUCAUCCUGACCAAAUACCUCGAGUCUUUGGCUGGCAGUCCUUCUCUUGUCAAACCCCUACCAGACCGAGGUCUGAGAUUCAGCAAUGCUACUCCAAAAAGCAAGGAUCCAACGACCACAAAACGAGCUUUCUCCGUCCCAUCAAAGAGCAUAAGCAAACUUAACAUACCAAAGCAAUCGCUGGAGACGUCACAAACUACGGCCAACACACCUAGCGACGGACUGAAUCGAUUUUUCUCGACGCCGAGAUCGUCUAAACUUGAUGAGGAAAUCACCAACGAAGUCAAAUGGGAUGUCGAGAUGGAAGACCCGCUCAGGGACAUUUCGAACUCAAAGCUCGAGAAUGGCCGGCUAGGUGCGACAUCUUCCGAUAUGUCGGAUGUUAGCUUUCUGAAGAAGUUGCAAUGGACCCCGAUAAGUAAGGGAGUGACCCCAAAAGGGCCGAUAUCACCCGACCCUGCCAUUAUGGAGGAAAUCGACGGCUUGUCGAACACCUUGGAUGAUCUCAUUUUGUCACUAAAUGAUGUAGACACAGCAGAACCCGUCGAAAACGUCGAUAUCGACCAGGCCGACGCCGAUUGCAAGGCACUGUACUCGACUCUCGAUUACUUGCUCAACAGUGAAGACGAAGAUGAAAUCGCUUGCGAAGCGCCCUAUACAAAACCACGAAGCACAUCUUUGGUAGAUAACUUAAGUUGCGAUGAGCUGCGCCCAAAAAGUGCGUUUAUUAGAGUCUCCAGUCUCAAGUCCUGUAAAGAGAUCGAGGACUUACGCUCUAAGAUGGGGAAUAAGAAAUCAGUCGUGCCUGCCAUGGACAGAAUGCGAGCAAGAGAAGGUGAUAUUUGUAGACCGAAUGUGUUAUCAGCUAGACGUCAAGUAAAAGAGAAGGGAGUGCAUGACGUCACAAACGACACACGUAGUAACACAAAGGCGUCCACUCAGACAACGCAUGAAACAAAACCCAAAGCUGUCAACAGAAACAUCCAGAAGAUAACUACCCCUGUAAAAAAAGAGAAAAGACAACGACGCGAAAUUAAGUCAUCUGUUACUACCUCGAAACCCGUACCUGUCUGUGAAAAUACAAAAACACCCACUACGAAAAUGACUUCAUCAUUACUUCUGGCGUCAUCACACACUUCAGCGUCAUCGCCUGUAGAAAAAUUGUUAAAGAAGAAAAUGAAGUCGUCACCUUCUGCGACGUCAUCACCUGGUGCGUUAUCACCCGUGGAAAGGCUGGUUGAAAGGAUGACGCCAACACUGAUGUCAUCGUCUACCUCACCUGUUAAAACAAAAUCACCUAACGUCACAGUAUCGACAAAGCCAGCGUCUUCAAGUGGUCAAAAAGAGAAGGUAGCAGUGGCAGUUAGAAAAAAUAGCACAUCUAGGAAACUCCCAGCACUGCCUCAAGGAUCGAAACUUGGGCCCACUUCGGAUAAAGUUGAUAAAGAGAGAAUGAAAUCUGAAAUGUUGAACAAGGAAAUUUUAAAUGCUGCAGGAAAAUUGGAAACGGACGUUAAAUUAGUAAAGAAAAAUAGUGUAACCAGAGACGGGAGUCAAAGCAAUCUACCACCUUCUGGACGUGAAUCGCAGAGACUAAAAGCACGCUCUAAGAAAGCUGAUGAUAUUGCUGCAAAACUAGAAGGGUUGGAAUCGGGCUUUGAAUCUUUAUGUAAUUCACCUCUAUCGAAAGCAGAGAGUGAACGAUCUGAGUCACAAGCGUCUGGUCGGACAUCUGUAUCGAGUAGCGUUAAUAUUCGAUCACAGUCGAGAACCUCUGGUCGGGAGUCCGUCUCGAGUGUCGGAGAUGGUCGAUCAGUUUCAAGAACGUCCAGUCGAGUGUCGAGAAUCUCAACAACGAGAGCAAAGGACGACAGUGUAAGUGCAGGAUCGAGGACAUCGUCGCUCUCGUCGUUAUCGAGUGUCACAAGUAGUCACCCGGAAUAUAAGGGAUCUACAAAGUUAAAUACAUCUAAACCGAAAACCAGUGGGCGAAAGUCGACGAAUCAGCCAGGAGCUAAAAUCAAGGGAAACUUGUCCAAAACGGAAUCGGAUGUCGAGAGAAAAACAUCGAGUUCAUCCGAAGGUUAUGUCGGCAGUAAUGCUUCAGAGGCGUCGAGACAGACCCAGCAAAAGUCGUCCAUGUUACGUCGACAGAACUCGAUAAGGAGUCGUGAGCAGAGAGAGGAUAAGGAACGUAAGACUGUCGGCAGAAAAGGACUAACCUCUAGUGUGAGCUUCAAUACGCGCAGCAAAACAAACGCGAGAAAUGUGGGGAUGGUUGGGACUGAAAUACGGACAGAUGAGCCCUCAGCGAGGAAGCUUAAAGACAUUGCAGCGGAAGCGAAAAAGAAUCAAGUAAUGGUUGAUAAUGUAACGGAAAGAAGAAAACCUAAAAAGGGAAGCGGCACUAGAGGCGAUAACCCUCAAUCUUUUGAGAAUGCAAUGACGUCAUUGUAUGACAGCUUUGAUAGGAUCACUGUGGUUGAUAGAUGGAGUGCGAUGGGUUCGAGUAGUGAUGAUCUUCAGUCUGCGCAUGACCCUAUGGGAAUGUUGCCUGAUCAUAAAGAUUACGUUACUACUAAUAUGGGAACUAACAGCAGAUCGAAGGUCGACUCGGGUGUGACGGAUUGCGAGAGCGAACACGGUAUUGCAUCCGAGAUGGAUAGAAAUUUAGCUUGUGACGACGUGUUCGAGGAUGCCGCAAAUGAAACGCUUGAUCAAGUGGGUGGAACACUCGAUCAUACUGCUGAUAUUCCUAAUGGGACACAUGAUCAAGAUACGCCAUUAGGUCGAGACUCACUAAAUCGAAUGGAUGGGACAAAAAAGCAGGGAACACCAAACCAUCGCUACAACAAUCGAAUGCUUGGUCAUGAUAUGAAUAGUGUUACCGACGAAGCACAGAAUGCAAAUACAUAUGAAAUCGAUCAGGAAAACGAUAGGACUGAGACUAUUCCGGUUUCUAAUGGAAACGCACGAAAUCGUACAUAUCCCAUUCCUUCACUCGAGGAACGAAAAAGUGCCAUUCUUGACGCUGCUAAAGAAUCAACCAACAAAAUAUCAAAAUCAGUUGAUGAUCGACGCAGCAUUGAUCGUAUUAAAAGCCGUAGCGUCGAGAAUCUAGUGUAUGUAAAAGCAAAGAAAUUAGAGAAAGGUAAAGCUGCCAACGGAUCGAUGUUGGAUCUGAGGACUGAUUCAAAGAAAUCCCGUAAAUUCCCUUUUUAUUUGCGAAAAAGCAAAGCUACGAGCUGUGUUGACUUGAAUGCCGCGAUACCUGAAGGAGAAGAAUGGGAAAGCUCCCAUAGCAAGAAUACGGCGAACGGAAAAGUUCUUUCAAUGGACAAACUUCAUGAUACAAGUACGAAAGCCUCCGAGUACUAUCCGGAGAUUAUCGGCGAGCUCUCGCCGUCUCCGAGGAAGAGCCCGAAGAAGAAGAUAAGUCCAUUUAGGAAGAUACAUUUGAAGCGUAAGAGUAAAGCGGAUGAAGCUUAAAGAGUAACUUAUCUAAUGGCGUCAUUUGUACACAGUAGGGGACUUGCGCUGAGAGAUCACGUGACCUUUCUGGGUGGCAAAUUCAAAACAAAAUAAUCAAACAAAAAAAACAGAAACGACUGCGCCAGUCACACCAGAGAACGACGAAAAACUUAAAUCUUCAAAUGAAAACUUAUCCUUUUUGAAAAAAAAGGACUCUGUCAUUUUUCGUAAGCGCUGAAUAAGUUGCUUUUUGUUGCUGAUAUUUUGAUAUUUGCCGCCCAAACAGUCACGUGAUCCCUGAGCGCAAGUCUCCCAUUACGGGACUUUUUUGGUUUAGAUGGGUAGAAAUAGGUUUAGGACCAGAGACACAAUAAACAUUCAAUAAAAACCCUUUGCUGGUUUGAGCAACUAUUUAUAACCAUUAAAACAUGGCCAGGAGAAUGAAGAAUAAGCUAGGCAAGGUAAUAGAAAAAGCUUUUGAAAAAAAAAGCUCUUGCUAGUAGCAUUGACAUCGAACAUAGAUCAAGGUUUGAUCCUGGAGCUCCAUCGUUGAACCAAAAUGUGGUUUUCAUAUGCCGAAAACCACAGAUAAUUCAAAUGUUUAAUAAAAGAGAAAGCAGGUAAAAUAUUAGAGUAAGAUGAAACACCGAUCAAUUUACGCUAAGACAGAAAUUAGAGACAAACAAUUGCAUGUGUUAUGUUAUUUUAUAAUAAAUGAAUGAUUUUUAAUAGUCAAA
Molecule: messenger RNA, 7779 nt
Organism: Nematostella vectensis (starlet sea anemone)
Lineage: Eukaryota; Metazoa; Cnidaria; Anthozoa; Actiniaria; Edwardsiidae
Exons: 15
Coding region: 134-7060 (2308 amino acids)
Molecular function (GO): FAD binding
Source: RefSeq, a predicted model, not a curated record